Messenger RNA from Schistocerca piceifrons (Central American locust), 1909 nucleotides. Its product is annotated as serine protease easter-like. Gene Ontology annotation, molecular function: serine-type endopeptidase activity. The coding region runs from base 7 to 1173 and encodes 388 amino acids. Gene Ontology annotation, biological process: proteolysis. The transcript has 7 exons. Lineage: Eukaryota; Metazoa; Arthropoda; Insecta; Orthoptera; Acrididae. The record is from RefSeq and is a predicted model, not a curated record.
GCAACCAUGGCCAGACGAGGAGCAUCACUGGCCUACUGCGCGUGCGCACUCGCCUCCUUCGCAGCGUUCGCCACCACUGCAAGUGCCCUGCGGUGCGAGACGCCUUGCGUGAAGGUGGCGGAUUGCGGCUGGCUUGCCGCGCUGCUACGUGAGGAGCCACGGCCUCCCGGCGUCGAAGAGGCGAUGCGCCGCCGCGUCUGUGGUUGGCAGGGCCGCUUCGUGCUCGUCUGCUGCGGCUCGCCGCCGGACCAGCCACAACCACAACCACAAGCACCGCCGGAGCCGCAACCACUGCCUGAGCCGCAGCCGCAGGGGCCCGCCUGGCCACAGAACCCGCUGCAGCACCCCAACAUACGGCUCCUGCCCAUGGACACGUGCGGACAGGACGACUCAGACCGCAUCACCCGCGGCAACGUGACUGCCGUCAACCAGUACCCAUGGAUGGCUCUGCUUGGCUACUCGAACGGCGGACCAGUGUCGUUCCUAUGUGGUGGGUCGCUCAUCACCAGCCGCUACGUACUGACCGCAUCGCACUGCGUCAACGGCAGAAAGCUCGGCUCCUACAGGGUGGUGAGCGUGCGCCUGGGCGAGUGGGACCAGCGCACGGACGUGGACUGUGACGGCGAGAUCUGCGCACCGCCGCCCGAGGACUACAGCAUCGAGGAUGCGACGCCGCACCCACAGUACAGGCCGCAGGCCAGCGCCAACGUCGCCAAUGACAUCGCGCUCCUCAGACUCGAUCGUGACGCACCCGAUAACUCUUUCAUCAGACCAAUCUGCUUGCCGGUUACACCUGAGAUGAGACAAGCGACGUUCAUCGGGAAGAAUCUUGUUGUGGCUGGAUGGGGUACAACCGAAUACGGUGACUCCAGCCCAGUGAAGCUGUACGUGGGUGUGCCGGUGGUGGACGAGCAGACGUGCCAGCAGCGGUAUUCGCGCUGGAACCGGCGCAUCGUGCCGUCGCAGAUGUGCGCCGGCGGCAGGGAGGGCAAGGACUCGUGCUCCGGCGACAGCGGCGGCCCGCUCAUGGCCGUCGAGGGCCGGCCGCCCAGGGCUGUCCUCGUCGGCGUCGUCUCGUUCGGCCCCCGCGAGUGCGGUAUGGAGGGCUACCCUGGCGUCUACACCCGCGUCACCUCCUUCCUCACCUGGAUACUCGACACCAUUCGGCCUUAAUGUCAUGUACACAUCCUACACCGCACCGCACUGUAUCACUAUCACCUGUCCAUUAUUCGACUGCGUGCCUGCAGGUGAAAUACAUGAAAUCCCAGAUACUACUAUGAACAUUAAUACGACGACUAUCAGCGAUAUUACACCUUAUGUUAUGUUAACUCUGAGGCAGGAUCUGUUCUCAUGCCAUUCCGCACAAUCAUUUUUAAGAUACUGUAAUUUCGCUACUAACUUUUCCCACGUCAGUAUCUUUUUUGUUUAAAAGACACAAAAUUGACAACUAAUUAUCAUUAAUGGAGAAAAUGAAAUUCAUUCGUGUUGCGUGAUCUACAUGCAUGGAAUGGACUGAUGUACUGAUUAUGCCGACUAGUAGGUCCAGUAAUUUUUAAUAAAAUCGAUUCUGUGAAUAAUAGAAUGUGCUAAAGCAAUAUGAAUGCCAACUGAAAAUCGCCAGAACUAGAAAGGGUUAUUCUUGAAAAGCAUGUGAUUCAUUUCAAAUUAUGUGAAACUGUAGUACUGAUAACAACUGGUGUAUCAUCUGACACAAUAUACCAUUCUACUUAGUAACAAAAUAAGUUACCCUCCAUUCCCAUACCUUUCAUGGCCUACCUUCAACGAUUAAUCUUGAAACCUCCCCAUAGAAAAAUUUAUGAAUUACUUUGCUGGUAAACUCCCUACGUUAUUUGAUUUUCAAACUGCUGAGCAAAACUGAAUGUACUCAGACAUUUCUCUCUUUACUUAU